CAUGUUCUAGAAGUUAUCAAUAUAUUUCAAGCUACUGGCUAUAAUUUUUUUUUGCUAUAAAAUAUUACAUACAUAUAUACGGUUAUGUGAUUAAUAUGUAUGCGUGUGUGUAGCUUGCAGAAGAGUAUGCAAACGUAGAUGAAGUAUUGGUGGCUGAAGUAGAGGGCUUAGGUUAGAAAAACAAAUAUUUGUAAGAGGAGACGUUGAACGUUUAACGAAAAUCACCCCACCAAGCAAUCUCUCCUCUCUUUGUGUAAUCUCUUUUCUUCUUUAUUAUUUUCAACGUCAAAUAUUCCACAUAAACAGAAAUCGAUAAUGGAAAAUGUUAUAAGAAAUAAAAAUAAAAAUAAAAAUGGGAUUUUUUGUUAAAAUGUAGAUUACUUAAAAGGAGUGUCUUAGGUUAGGGAAGACGUUGGCAUCAAUCGCCGGUGAAAAUGUCCCUCCAAACUCUCCAUCACUCUCUAACGAAUCUUAUAAUAUUAAUUUAUUUCAAUUCUCCAUUAUAAAUAUAUACAUUUAUAUGUAUGGUGCUGUUGGUCUUCAGCUUUCUUCUUGUUCGUGCAUACCCAUCUUCCCUCACCUACAUCAAACCUAGGGUUUCUUAUAUAUAUCAGCAUAUAUAAUAGACAUCUAUAUAUAUAUGUAUUUGUGAUUUUAACCAUAAGAUCAGAGAGAAAGGAAAAGGAGAAGAAAUAAAGAAUGAUGUGCAGCCGAGGCCAUUGGAGACCUGCAGAAGAUGAGAAGCUAAGAGAACUUGUCCAACAAUUUGGUCCUCAUAAUUGGAACGCCAUAGCUCAAAAGCUCACUGGUCGAUCUGGUAAGAGUUGUAGAUUGAGAUGGUUUAAUCAACUGGAUCCUAGAAUUAACCGAACCCCUUUUACGGAGGAAGAAGAAAAGAGGCUUUUAGCGUCUCAUCGGAUCCAUGGGAACAGAUGGUCCGUGAUCGCAAGGUUUUUCCCCGGUCGAACUGAUAACGCCGUUAAAAACCAUUGGCACGUUAUUAUGGCUCGUCGUGGUCGAGAACGGUCCAAGAUGCGUCCACGUAGCCUUGGCCAUGAUGGCACGGAGGCUGGGCCUGGGAUGAUGGGAUAUAAAGACUGUGACAAGAAGAGAAGAUUGGCAACCACAAUAGAUAUCAAUUAUCCUUAUAGUUUCUCUCAUAUCAAUCAUUUUCAAAUCCUCAAAGAAUUCUUGACUGGAAAGAUCGGAUUUUGCAAUAGUACCACUCCAAUGAACGAAGGAGCACUAGACCAGACUAAAAGACCAAUGGAAUUCUACAAUUUUCUCCAAGUUAAGACGGAUUCGAAACCUGAAGUAAUACACAAUUCAAGAAAAGAAGAAGACGAAGACGAAGAAGAUGUUGACAAUUGUGUUCCCUUUUUCGACUUUUUGUCUGUUGGAAACUCUGCCUCUAAGGGUUUAUGUUAAUUAGUUCGUAGCACAUGUACUAUAUACAAGGUGGAUCAUAUGUUAAUAAUGACAUGUAGAACUACUAAUCACUUAGAGCUCUUCUUUGAGCCAAGUGUGAAAAUUAGACAGCCCAACUUCUUCUUGUAUAUCAAACCUACUAUAUUUAUUCUAAGAAUGUUUAGUCCAUAUAAACAUA
Messenger RNA from Brassica rapa (field mustard), 1606 nucleotides. RefSeq names its product transcription factor MYB52. Lineage: Eukaryota; Viridiplantae; Streptophyta; Magnoliopsida; Brassicales; Brassicaceae. Gene Ontology annotation, cellular component: nucleus. Gene Ontology annotation, biological process: regulation of DNA-templated transcription. The record is from RefSeq and is a predicted model, not a curated record. Gene Ontology annotation, molecular function: RNA polymerase II cis-regulatory region sequence-specific DNA binding; DNA-binding transcription factor activity, RNA polymerase II-specific.